Molecule: messenger RNA, 2059 nt
Organism: Lucilia sericata (common green bottle fly)
Lineage: Eukaryota; Metazoa; Arthropoda; Insecta; Diptera; Calliphoridae
Gene: thoc5
Product: THO complex subunit 5
Exons: 5
Coding region: 184-1962 (592 amino acids)
Biological process (GO): positive regulation of DNA-templated transcription, elongation; mRNA export from nucleus
Cellular component (GO): THO complex part of transcription export complex
Molecular function (GO): mRNA binding
Source: RefSeq, a predicted model, not a curated record
UGUUAAUAUCUAACAAAAAGUUUAACCGUGUAAACAAGCCUCCAACAAUUAUUUACUUUUCCUACUAGAAUCAAAUUGGCAACGCCAUAUUGACAACUUGAUGUCAAAAUUGUUUGUUUAAAAAUCGUGGACCACAAAAUAUAAUUAUUACAGAAAUAAAACAAAAAUAAUAAUAAUAGAAAAAUGGCUAAUAUGCUAAAUGAAAAUUUUGAAUUAUUAAAACAAUUAUUUACCGAUUGUUUGAAUGCCAAGAACAACAUAAAGGAUACGAAAGUUGAUCUGGAUGAAAAGUUGAAAAUCGGAUCCUUGGAAUUUGUAGUAAUAAAGAAAAUAAAUCGUUUGGUUAAAUAUAAAGUACGCUCUGGCCGUGAGGAGUUACAAGCACAGAAAACUUUAGUCGACUGCAAUCGUUUGCAUUUACAAAAUCUUUUAUACGAAGUCAACUAUUUAAAACGGGAAAUAAAGCAUUGCUACAGGUUUAAAAGUCAAGAUGAAGACAUUGACAUCUAUGAGCAGAGAAUUGACUCUGUUCCUGAAUCAAAAUUGAGUCAUAAAGAUCGAAUUGAGCGUUUGGAAAGAGAAUUAAAUUUGCGUAAAAAGUUGUCGGAUGAUUGCAACAAACUGUUGAAUGAUAAAAAUAUGGUCUUCAAUCAAAUUAUUGUAAAAAUGGAAAAUUUGUCAACAUUUGCUCCUUCUCUGCGCACGCUUUUGAAAGCUACUCGUCCACUGCAGGAAGCAUUACAAAUGCCCAUAGAACAAAAAUGGAAAUUGGAGCAGAAGGUACACAUGUUGCCGGAACCAUUGUAUUUGGCUUACGUAAAUUUACGGGCAAUAGAGCAACUAGAAGGAGGAUUUGAUCUAGUUGUUCUGGGACAAGAAGAUGAAUUGAAAACGUAUGAAAUGAAGAAAAAUGAAACAAGUUCCCUUCAAGAUCAAUCGUCCUUUCUUCAACCUCAUCCGCUUUCUCUUCAAAUUAAGUUCACAGAUGCAAGUUUUCCAAAUGAUUAUAUUGCAGUUAAAGUAUAUUAUUUGCCAUUACUUGAAAUUGUUACUGGUCAUUGCGAGAUCUAUUUGAAUGAAAAUCAAAUAAAUCAUUCGGAAAGUAAUGUUUUACAAGAUUUUCUGAAGUUUAUAGGAGAAGACGAUAUGGGCGAUUCGCUACCAUAUUCUACUGCAACUUUAAAUCUUCAAAAUCACAACAUAACUUUGGAUGAAUUUUAUAAAAAAAUAGCUAAAAAUAAUUUGGGGAAGCCAUACCGUUGGCUUCAACAUUUAUGUGGAAAUACAUCGUUUAACAGUGUUAAAAACAAUCACAAUAAGAUUUUAAAAUUAAAAGAUUUCACAUCCGAUUGUGUGAAAAAAAUAAAAAGUUAUUGGAAUUCUCGUUUAAUAUUGAUAACACAAAUACGGUCUUUUAUGAAUAAAAACCUCGAUGAAUAUAUUGACACUAAAGUGGGAUGUACAAAACCGAAUUGUGCAUUGGUACAGUGGUCGGCAAUUUCAUGGGAGGAAUAUGAAGGAUCUGAAACGACACAACAACUAAUAAACCAGAAACUGGCUGACGAAACCUGUAGUUUUUUUAGAGCUGUUAUAGUACUGAGUUCGGCAAAAAUGGAAUGUCUUAUUAGUAUUUCCAAUAAAUACCCCGUCAACAUACCUUUGUGGACAAUUACAGUGCAUUGGAAUGGUCAUCACAAUGCAUUGAAUAAUUCCUCGAUUAAGAUAAUGGAACUAUAUACAAACUCUUUAAAUGAUUCCAAGCCACCAUCUUUAAAUCUAUUGGCAAAACAAUUAUUACGUACUAUGUAUAGCUUUGAUAUAUUCCUCGAAACAGAGGGACCUCUUUAUCAGCCACUAGAGUACAACAAAGAAAAGAGUUUUAUAAAAUCGUUUUCCAAACGUAUUCGCGUGAGACCAUAUAAAAAAAUCACCAAGGGUUCUAUUAACUAUUUUAAGCAGUAAUAGUUACGGAGAAUAACUUUUAUUCUAAUUAUCCUCCUCUUCUUUGGUAAUUAUAAUAAUUUUCUAUUCAUCGAAAAAUAAAAUACGUAAAAAAGCA